Molecule: messenger RNA, 1330 nt
Organism: Colossoma macropomum (tambaqui)
Lineage: Eukaryota; Metazoa; Chordata; Actinopteri; Characiformes; Serrasalmidae
Gene: eef1akmt1
Product: EEF1A lysine methyltransferase 1
Exons: 5
Coding region: 387-1049 (220 amino acids)
Biological process (GO): methylation
Molecular function (GO): nucleic acid binding; protein-lysine N-methyltransferase activity
Source: RefSeq, a predicted model, not a curated record
UCAGAAAUCUGAAGUACUGUUAACUCCGUACAGCUAGACUAGCCGUGAUAGCUGAAGUUAGAAAAGAUCCAGACAAGCCAACCUCUCCUUCAUUCACUGAGCAGAAAAUAACCUAUGGGGCUUAUAUCUUACGGAACAGAGAAUCAAGACCGUUAUUACAGGAAUCGACUUAAGAAGGUCUGUCACUGAGCAGCUCUGCUCGCGCAGACACUCGGAGCGCACGUGGGAAUUUUCACUACGAGAGUUUGUCCCUUAACGUCUGCCGUAGUUGACAAAACGUGCAAGACUGAAAACUGGCUAACUGCUAGUUACCGUUCCUGAUGCCCAGACUGUGACAGUUGCCUGGGGCAGGCGUAUUUGUUUUAUAUUACGAGUUUCUCCUUACCAUGAGUGACAGCGACGAUGACGUCCCUCAGCUUUCAGCUGCUACUCUUGCAGCUCUGCAGGAGUUUUAUGCUGAGAGAAUGACUGAAACAAAGCAGGAACAGCCAGCAGUGACGGACAGCUACACCGUCGGUUCCGUCAAAGAGGACUGGCAUAUGAGCCAGUUUUGGUACAGUGAUGAAACAGCUGCCCGCUUAGCUGAGGAAGCCAUCCGGCAAGCAGGAAAACAAGGGAGGAUAGCCUGUGUCAGCACACCUAGUGUGUAUCAGAAGCUGAAGCAGCUGGAGUCCCAGAGAGAAGAUGAGUCACACUGCGUAUCAUCCGUCCUCUUUGAAUUUGACCGUCGAUUCGCAGCUUAUGGCAACGAGUUUGUCUUCUAUGACUACAACAACCCACUGUGUUUACCUGAACACGUCCUUCCACAGAGCUUUGAUGUUGUGAUUGCAGACCCUCCCUACCUGUCAGAAGAGUGCCUCAGCAAGGUGGCACUGACUGUGAAAUACUUGACCAAGGGCAAAAUCCUGCUUUGUACAGGGGCUAUCAUGGAGGAACAUGCAGGGAUACUCAUGGGCUUGAAGAUAUGCAGUUAUCUACCAAAACACAGUCACAACCUUGCCAAUGAAUUCCGAUGCUAUGUUAACUAUGAGUCAAGCCUCCUCUCCUAAGGGGUAGGUUUGGAAUAGGACCUUAAAACAUUUAGGGUGUGAUUACAGAGUUACUCUACACAUGUGGAAUGAACAGCAUGCAGACAAAUUGGUCAUUUAUUCGCAAUGGAUGAUUUUGUCUGGAAUAUCAUAUCUAUUUUUAAUGAUUUUUCUUCCAAACUAUAUGGAGCUGCUUUUGUCUUUAUUGGUUAUUCAUAACUUGUACAUAUUUAAAAAAAAAUGGCUUUUGUAAACAGUCUACACUGUAUGCAAGCAAAUAAAGUUAUUAUACAUAAUACAGA